CUCAUACUAUCUUGAACUGUAUACAACUUUGGAGCUAAUAAUUGCUUACUUGAGUUUGGCUUUUAGGCUGCAAAAAUGGAUUAUAAACCAAGCCAAAUGGUUGUAGUUUCCAGAAAAGUGGAGGCGUUUAUAAGAGAAUUUUUUAUCUAGAAUCCCCCGAGUCAAAUUGGCUUGGUAAUUUUGAAAGAUGGAGUAGCUCAUUGCUUAACAGAUCUUGGUGGCAGCCCUGAGGCUCAUAUCAAAGCAUUGAUGGGUAAAUUGGGGACCUCAGGUGAUGCAUCCCUUCAGAAUGGCCUAGAUCUUGUGCGUGAUCUCCUAAAUCAAAUCCCAUCAUAUGGGCAUCUUGACGUCCUUAUCUUGUAUUCAGCUCUUAGCACUUGUGAUCUAGGAGAUAUUCUGGAAACCAUCCAAAAGUGCAAAGCAUUUAAGUUAAGGUGCUCAGUAAUUGGUCUCUUUGCAGAACUCUACAUAUGCAAGCAUCUCUGCCAAGAGACUAGUGGAAUGUAUUUUGUUGCAUUGGAUAAGCCUCGUUUAAAAGAGUUGGUAUUGGAGCUUGCUCCACCUUCUCCAGCUAUUGCAGAGUUUGCUGUUGCAAAUUUAAUCAAGAUGGGGUUCCCCCAAAGAGUAGCGCAGGGUGUCAUUUCAAUUUGUUUAUGUCAUAAAGAGGCUAAAGUUGGUGGUGGAUACACUUGUCCGAGAUGCAAAACACGUAUAUGUGAGCUGCCAGCUGAGUGCUGCAUCUGCGGCCUGACUCUUGUUUCUUCUCCACAUUUGGCAAGGUCAUAUCACCAUCUCUUCCCAAUAAGGCCAUUUGAUGACGUUUCGCCGUUAGUUCUAAAAGAUCUUCACAAGUUACCUAAGAAUUGCUUUGGUUGCCAAUUAAGUCUCCUAAAUCCUGGAAAUUUGCCAGGUCCACAGGUUGCUUGUCCAAACUGCAAACAACACUUCUGCCUUGAUUGUGAUAUUUAUUUACAUGAGAGUUUGCACAAUUGUCCAGUUUGUGAGAGCUUAAGGAAUUCCGAGACUAGUAGUGAUAUGGAACAAUGAUAAACAUCUGUUUCUGAAGUGGUUUAUUUCUCAAAUGGAACAAGCUAAAUGGCAAAAUGUAAUGUUAUGUUAGAUGUUCUUUUCAAGUAAAUCUUGUUUCACAGCAUGUCCUGAGGAAAAGUCAAGCUCGCUACUUUUAUAGGAAUCUUUAUUGUUGGAUGCAGCCAAUUUCUAUGGAACAGCUAUGGGAAACGUAGUUACAGAUCUCAAAGUGAAACUCCUAUGGUCUAAUUAAAAGUUCUUUUUUUUUUUGGAGCAAUGCAGGAUUAUAAGUUCUUUUUUUUUUGAAGCAAUGCAGGAUUAUGGCAUGAUGUAUCAUAUAUGACACUAUCAGAUUGUUGCUUCUUGCACCUUCGAAUUUUGACUUUAAAGAAGAAAAAUGAAAGACGUGAUGAGAUCUCUGUUUACCUUCGAGCGUCAGGAAUUUUUGCAUUUGAUGACCGGACAAUCCACUGGUGAAAUAACUUUUUAGUGCUUCAUUGCGCAUUUCCAAGGGUAGAGGCCUUUGCUGCUGCUGGUAGAUGAGGAUUAUCCAUCAAGGCUCUUAAGCCAAGAGAUUGUUCAGGCACAAUUAGCAAUAGCUCUUAUGACAAGUCACAUAAGCCUUAUUCAAUCUUUUGGCACCACUGAGAAUGACACAUGAACUGUAAACACCUGCUCCUCCUGUUUGUGCAUAAUAUAAGUUGAUUUAAAUCA
This is a messenger RNA of Capsicum annuum, 1743 nucleotides long. RefSeq names its product general transcription factor IIH subunit 2. Gene Ontology annotation, cellular component: transcription factor TFIIH holo complex; transcription factor TFIIH core complex. Gene Ontology annotation, molecular function: zinc ion binding. Lineage: Eukaryota; Viridiplantae; Streptophyta; Magnoliopsida; Solanales; Solanaceae. Gene Ontology annotation, biological process: nucleotide-excision repair; regulation of transcription by RNA polymerase II; DNA-templated transcription. The transcript is spliced from 3 exons. Bases 250 to 1047 code for a protein of 265 amino acids. The record is from RefSeq and is a predicted model, not a curated record.